Messenger RNA from Rosa rugosa (rugosa rose), 1309 nucleotides. RefSeq lists its product as uncharacterized. The record is from RefSeq and is a predicted model, not a curated record. The transcript has 2 exons. Lineage: Eukaryota; Viridiplantae; Streptophyta; Magnoliopsida; Rosales; Rosaceae. The coding region runs from base 606 to 1019 and encodes 137 amino acids.
UCUGCCUCUAUUUUAUUGCUCUCUGUUUGUGAUGUUCAUGAGGGUUGAAGCUAAUUGUGAUUGUCAUAUCAAGUUCCUCAUGUAUGUUGUUCAUGCUGGUUGUGUCUGGUGGAUCUUGAUUGUAUUGGUUUUUGGAGAUUUUUGUGUUGUUUUGGAAGUUUAAUUUUUCUGUUUCUGUUGGGAUUUGUAGUUAUGUUGUUUCUGGAUGGUAAAGUUUGUUACUUUCAUUUUACCUGUUUCCAAAGUUUCAGUCUUUGUGAUUAGUUUUGAUGUGUUACCAACUCUCGCGAGUAAGCCCACAUGGAUUUCAAGUUUAUUGGGUGAAAAGUAUGAAUCUUUGUAUUCAUAGUUCAUAUCUAGAAUCCGAUUGCAGACAUGCAAGAUCGGAUUUAGAGUAGUUGGAUGAAAUCACAGAAGCACUUUUUUUUUCUUCCCUUUUUUCCUUCCAUAUUGGGGCUUUUGAGGUUUUUAACAUGUAGGUCCUUCUCACUCUCUUGAGAAAUAUGUUUCUUCAACCAACUGAGGCUAUUACCUUUGGGAGCUAUCAAGUUGAGAAUGCCAUCAUUUAAUAUUGCAUGAACUUUUCUUCUGUGGAGUUUUGAAAUAUGGGGAGAGGUAGAGGAAAGGGAAAGAGGUUAACUGUCACCAAUCAUGAUGAUCCUGGAAGCGGCGAGGAAGAGAAAAUACCCGCACAAAAGAGAAGGGGAAGACCACUAAAGCCUUUAAAGGAUGAGAUUGAUGAAGAAGAAGUAGAAAAAGUAGAAGCAGAUGAUAUUGAGAAUGCAAAGGCGGGUAUUUCAAGUAAGGAGAUAAAAAGCCCCUCUGCAGCAGAGAAUGGAAAGAAGAGGAAGCGGUAUUCACAGGCCAAGGAGAAGUCGGAUUCAGUGAAGGAGGAAAACGGUAAUGGAACACGAUCAAGUACAGAUGACUCAACUAAAUCUAAUGGAUUUCGGCAUAAUGGGAGCAGGCGGAAAAAUAAACCCCGUCGAGCUGCUGAGGCUGGGGUUGAAUGCAAGUGACAGUAUGGUUACGUAUUGCGCUGGUUUCUUGUGUUCCACAUUGCCAGAGCAAUCGCAGGACAGGAAGUGAGACCUAGUAAAUCUCUAGUUUUUCUUCUUUUUUCUGGUUAAUUGUUCUUUCUUUGGUAAUUUCGUUCCUGAUUCGUUUUUGAUUUAUUUGUGAAAUUCGGAAUGCAUUCUGAUGGAUGUAGUUUUCCCAAGUGCUCUGAUAUUUUAAAUUUUGACUAUUUGAUUUCAUUGUCUUGUCUUGUAUAAUUUUCAGAACAUAUUUAAGCAGUUUCUGUCUCUCA